AUGAUGCUUGGAAAGGACAAAGAUGUUGAUGAUCUUGAACUUGACAGAGUGCCCAGCGGUCCUCGUACCUUCAAGGCCAAAGGUCCCAACUCGAAGCGUUUGUCAGGAAGACCUUCCCGUAACGCAUCCGUUACUUCUUUGCCAACCCUCGAGCCAUCCGAGGCUGAUAAGGAUGAGGAGCAUCAUCUGUUCACUGGUGGACUUGUCGGUCAGAUAACUGCAUGGCUUCGUGAAGAGAGAAAGAAACGUGAUGCGCGUAAGAUGCGCAAAUCUGCCAAUGCCUCUCAGGAACAAGAAGGCACUUCUCAUGAAAAUGUCGAUACGGCAUCUCGAUCCCGUCGUCGUAGCUCUGGCGAAAGUGUCGACCUCAGCAGACUGGAGCAAAUCUUGAAGGAAAGCAUUGAUUUCGACAAGCCUCGUAGACCAUCCCUUCUGCACCCAAGCAUCCGAAAGCGCCCAUCAGUUACUCGCCUGCACAAGUCUUCCUCCAAUGCUGGGCAAUCAUCUGACACUGAAUACUUUGACGGCGACGCUCUCGUACCCUCUGCCGAAGCUUGGCUUGAUAACACAAAGACUUUGGCUAGUGUCGGAGGUGCUGCAGACCCAGCAGAGUCGACAGAAAGUCUCGGUCUUGGUACUCGUCAAGCUUGGUCAUCGUUCAAGUAUGAGAUUGUUCGUCUUACUCAUACGCUGCGCAUCAAGGGCUGGCGUCGUGUACCCAUGGAUAUGAGUAACGAGUGCACUGUCGAAAGACUUAGUGGCGCCCUUACCAAUGCCGUCUACGUUGUGUCACCACCAAGCGUCUUACCUCCUCGUCCCACAAGCGCCGAUGGAAAACAACCCUUGCAACGCCCUCCACCCGCCAAACUUCUUCUGCGUAUUUAUGGCCCUCAGGUUGAGCAUCUCAUUGAUCGCGAAUCGGAGCUCCAAAUCCUUCGCCGUCUGGCCCGCAAACGUAUAGGACCUCGUCUGCUGGGUACAUUCAGCAACGGUCGUUUUGAGGAGUACUUCCAUGCAAAAGCACUUGAUCCCAAAGACCUGCGUAACCCGGACACGUCCAAGCAGAUUGCUAAGCGUAUGCGCGAACUUCACGAAGGUAUCGACCUGCUUGAGCGCGAGCGUGACGAGGGUGCUUUUGUCUGGCAGAACUGGGACAAAUGGUUCCAACGUGUUCAAGAUGUGACCAUGUGGCUUGAUAGCGAAGUGCUUAAGCACCAGCAAAGCAAAAACCCUUCAAAGGAAGGAUGGCAGGCUCGUGGCUUUGUCUGUGGUACUGAAUGGGCNCUUUUCAAGAAAACAGUGCAGAAAUAUCGCGAAUGGUUGGAGGCACAGUACACUGAGCCCGGCCAAUUGCGUUCUCGCUACGUCUUUGCCCACAACGAUCAACUCAUCGUCAUCGACUUCGAGUACGCCAAUGCAAACACUCCCGGGCUUGAGUUCGCCAACCACUUUACAGAGUGGUGCUACAACUACCACGACGAGAAAGUCCCUUGGCGCUGCAAUACGUCCUUGUACCCCACCCCUGAAGAACAGGAACGUUUCCUUCGCGCCUAUGUGCGUCACCGUCCUCAGUUCAACGCUGCAACUCCCAUGCUAGGACCUCAAGACGGCGCUGCCGCAGAAAAGGAAAAGGACAAGCCCAAGCGCCCGACUGGUCCUACGAGCAGCAUCUCGAACUUCAUGUUGGACGCAAGAGGACCUCCCGAAUCGGCCGCCACAACCGCAAAGCAAGAUGCAGAAUAUCAAGCCCAGGAAGAUGCUCAAGUACGCUCACUCCUCCGCGAAACACACAUGUGGCGACUUGCAAACACUACUCAAUGGGUAGCUUGGGGUAUCGUGCAGGCCAAAGUACCUGGUCUGCCCUCUGCUCCAUCCUCGACCAUCCCUCUAUCGGAGACCCCAGAUGAGAUUACACCCACAGGAGAGCAACCAUUUUCUGAUCCUCUUGACGCAGAGGCAAAGCAGUUGCAAGACGAUAUCAGCGACAAGAGACCUGAUCCGAACGAGGAAGAUGAUGAGCAAGCGGAGGAAGAGUUUGACUACCUGGCUUAUGCUAGAGAUAGAGCCAUGUUCUUCUGGGGCGAUGCCUUGAGUCUAGGAAUCGUGAGCGAGGAGGAGUUGCCUGAGGAUGUCAGAAAUUCUGUCAAGAGAGUUGAGAACUGA
Molecule: messenger RNA, 2163 nt
Organism: Aureobasidium vineae
Lineage: Eukaryota; Fungi; Ascomycota; Dothideomycetes; Dothideales; Saccotheciaceae
Source: the annotation of a GenBank genome assembly